UGACACUCUUCAUUCUGCUAUAUUCUGUCUCAAGUGGUCUCAAGGAACACACGUGAAUUUGGUUAGCGGUACGCGUAAAAUUUGGUGUAUUGGCAUUGUUUAUAAUAAAUUGAAUGACAAUGUACAAAGAUAACUUGUGGCAAUUCUUCGGAACAUUCCAUCAACGUUGCACAAUGAUAUUACCGUCGAUACAUGUGUCUCGCAUGCAGAAGAUUCUUAUUAUCUGCUUUGCUGGUGGUUCAAUACUAUUAGGAGGACUGGCACAGUUUUUGAAGAGACGACGAAGACCUCCUCCAUCCAAAAGGCCUUAUAGAGACUACAAACAUAGAUUAGCGAGUGCUAAGGCCUCUAAUUUUGAUGUGUUGUCACAAGUAUCUUGGGCAAGAAGAAGCGAAGCUAGUACUAAGAGUCAUAUUAGUGAUCGUGCAUCGCUCAUCUCAUCUGUGCCUGGUGCUCCAGACGACGAUGUUAAACUCACUCCACAACAAUAUGGUGUACUUGGUCUCGAGGCGUUGGAAAAAGCUCUCUAUUGCUGGGAAGAUGCGCUCACUGCGUUCAGCUCAACUUUCAACAACGACACCCUGGCGCUACAAACGAAGGCAGAUGCGGCGUUCACCAAAGAUGUCCAGACACUACUUGACGUGGGCUAUCAAAUGCAGGAUCAGGCGGAGAUGUUAUUCAUUGAUCAGCACUCUGUAUUAUUUCGCAACGAUAGCGAGGAGAGUCUCGACAGUCGUAAACCUUCGCACGUUGAGACGCGAAUAUCUGGCAAGGAAAGAGUUGACGUUGCGUCAUCACCCGACUCUUUCGAAUCCGCGCGUGACGGGGUUGCAGAUCUACGCGAAUUCGAGGAAUUCUCUGAAUUGUUUCCACAUCUUGAGAGGCAGGCGCUGUACCAUGCCGCUCUUAAACAAUACGAAGACAGUGGUAUUCCUUGCAGGAGAAUGCAUACGGAACUUGUGAAGUGUGGAGCAGACGUGGAAUAUUUAGCGAAAGUACAUUGUCUACGUCAAGCCUAUACCAAAUUAUUUAAUUUGCCUGCGGCGAAAACAUUUAUUGCGGACAUAGGCCGACAAAUUAUGAGUGAUUUAAUUAUGUAUGCAGAUAGGGAUCCCAAAGAUUAUCUAGUGCAUUACGAGCACAUGUUGGAAUUCUUGAAAGAGUCGCGCAAUCAUAGUAUUAUGGAGGAGGAAUUAACCGCUCGCGGUGUCAAGUGUAUGAACUUCUACGAUGUCCUCGUCGACUUUAUACUGUUGGAUGCGUUCGAGGAGAUGGAGAAACCGCCUUCGUCCAUCAAGGCUAUACUACAAAACCGAUGGAUAUCCGCUAGUUUUAGGGAAACCGCGAUAGGAACGGCGGUAUGGUCUGUCCUCAUGGGUAAAAGGCAGAUGCUGAAGUACGAUCAGGGCUUUCUGGCGCAUUUCUACUCGAUCUCCGAGCAAAUCUCCCCAGUGCUUGUAUGGGGAUUCUUGGGCUCGGAGAGUAACCUACGUUCCACCUGUUAUUACUUUAAGGAGCAAGUGAUAGAGUUUCUUAUAGAUAUAUUUAAUAUUUUCAAAGUACGCUACACCACUGUGGACGAUCUCGCCACGGAUAUUCUUAGAGAAAUGAAAACUAGAGUCGAGAAUAUAAAUCAAAGGCUAUCGUUGGAAGGCUGCUAGCCAAACGAGGCACACGUAGACAACCAUUAGCAAAGUAAAUUAAAUUUGGCAUAUACAAAUUGCAUUGCAUUUACUGCGAUGAACUGAAAGUAGUAAUAUUGUCGACGAAUAUCACUACAUCAACGAGAUUAAACCCGUAUCUCAUGCAAUAUCUUAUUCGAUGAAUUAAAUGAAUAGUGCCACGUGUUACCGUAUAUUUUUAUUUUCACCGCCACGUAACAGGAAAAAGUAAUUUACAGCGAUAAAGAGACGCUAUCUUUCUGUGAGCUAAUAUAGGAACUAUAUUAUAAUAUAGGAACGUCGCAUUCAAUUUCCUCAAAGUUUUACACGUCUGCUUUCACGCGUAAUGUUGGAGUGUGUCAUAAACUGCGUUAACCUUGAGCGAAUGGUAAUGAUCUCUAACGUUGCAUUUUAAUGAACAAAAGAUAAUAGCGAUGUGCAAGAUAAAUUUUGCGUAACUGUAUUAACGAGAUGGAUUUCUAUUUACGGUAACUGGAAAAGUCAUUUGUAUAAUUAAACAAACGGGAUAUUAAUUAUUUUAAAAUAACUCUAAAUUCUUCUAUAAAAAUUGUAAACUAUUAUAUUAGAACUAGAGAAUGAAUUUUGUGAACAUUUUGAGUCACGUUGGAAUAUAUACUAUAUCGAGAAUUAUAACUCAGUUUAUUUUAUUCAUUAUUAGUUUAUUAUUCAUUAUUAACAGUUAAUAAAUAAUUUAUUUUGUUUUAUUUUUCGGUAUGUGAGAAAAUCUCAUUUUAGUAUUUUAAUUUACAUUUAUAUGUGAUUGUAUGUGUAAAACAAUAUCCAAGUAAUUCAUUUCUAUAUUGUUUCAAAUGUUAUUGUUAAUUUCAGUAAAGUCGACAUAUUAUAAUAUAUUGCAAUAUUGCAAUACAUACCGAUCAAUGUGAUAAGUUGUAGCGGCAUUUAAGUAAAAUCAAUGUAUAAUGUUAUGUUAUUCCCCUUAUAUAUUCAACUAGAACAGAACUCGGCACGCGUUGUACAUUUCAACCGAUUUUCGACUUGAUACGAUUGCCCUUACCUUAUCGCCUCGUAUGUAUCCAACAAAUCGCUCGAAACUUAGGAGUUGUAAAUAUAAAUUUCUAAUAAUGGAAAACUAUUUUCUCCGUAUAGUUCUCCGAACUACUUUCAAGCGGGAUAAGUUGAAAAUCGAUCGAAACGUGCAACGCAUACAAAGUUCUGAACUAGAAUGAUGUUCAUCUCUCAGUGAGAGAAAUUACAAUUGACAGCGUGAGAUUAUUGCUAAAAUGUUAGAAUUUUAUCCCAGAUUCUAUCAGGCAUUAUAGAUUGUCUUAAAAACUAGCUAAACUUAUUUAAUUAUAAUAUUUAUAGCCUGCUCAACUUUGC
Molecule: messenger RNA, 3023 nt
Organism: Odontomachus brunneus
Lineage: Eukaryota; Metazoa; Arthropoda; Insecta; Hymenoptera; Formicidae
Gene: Miga
Product: mitoguardin
Exons: 9
Coding region: 114-1661 (515 amino acids)
Biological process (GO): mitochondrial fusion
Source: RefSeq, a predicted model, not a curated record